AUGUGCGUCUUUGUCGUCUGCUCACGCUGCUGGGUUCCAGUUUUAAACCUAGGCCUGUGUAUGGCUUCCGAAUACUGCUGCCUCCACCGCCACCCUGCGCCAUGUGCCUCUGUCGUCUGCUCACGCUGCUGACGGCUUCCGCUUUUUAACCUAGGCCUGUGUAUGGCUUCCGAAUACUGCUGCCUCCACCGCCACCCUGCGCCAUGUGCCACUUUUGGGUCUCCUCACACUGCUGCCAGGUCCAGAGUGUGUCAUGGGUCCCUGUACGGCCUCCCAUUGCUGCUGACUUCAUCGCCAGACUCUGCCAUGUGCCACUUUCAGGUCUCCUUACACUGUUGGUGGGUUCCAUUUUGUGAUAGGGUGCUG
Molecule: messenger RNA, 366 nt
Organism: Staurois parvus
Lineage: Eukaryota; Metazoa; Chordata; Amphibia; Anura; Ranidae
Source: the annotation of a GenBank genome assembly